GAUGACCAGAGGUGAGGGUCAACAAAAGAAAAGGAGAAGAAGCCAAGGGACCACGUAUGAAGAAGUCAAAGAAGGGCGAGGUCCACUACUGUCCAGAUCCCCCUGAAGGACUGAGUGAUGAAGACAUGGAGGAAAAGCGGAGGAUGAUGGAGGUGGAAGUGCUGAAAAAAGACCCAGAUAACCAGCAGAUAGAUGAGCUGAUGUCUGCCACGUUCUCCAAGCGCAGAAAGGAGAUCAUAGGGGAUCAACCUCUCAUUGGGGAUGUCAUAGCUAGAUGGCCGGCCAUGUUCUGUGAGAGACAGGUUCGGGCAGAGUUCAAAAGAGUCGUAAGCAUAGACCUUCUCGAGUCGUUCCUCAAUGGACUUGAUGACCUGGCACCAAGACUGCUGGAAGUGUACGAAGCUGCGACCAAGUCGGCAAAGAAGCCUGCACUGAAAACCAUUCUGGACUGUCUGAAGAAAGACGACACAAACGUAAGGAGAAGGAUUGCUGCUCUGCUGGGUCUGCCACACUACCUAAGAGAAGAGCCAUCAGACAUCAUCAGGAUGUGUGACGCCCAUGGUGAGACUCUGGCUGCAGCCAUGGAGGGGAUGCAACUUGGCCUGUUGAUAGGCUAUGAAGGUGACAACCAGGAUGCCUUUCCACGUGAGGUCUUCAAUGUGACAGUUGUGGUUGAGGAGACUGUUGUGCUUCACAACUUCAAGGAUGUGCCAUCCAGCUUUGCCAUGCUUUUGGGGAUCAUCUACUGCGUUAACCUUGAGUAUCCACGAGCCAUGAAGUAUUCCUUUGAGUUCCUUCAGAGGGUAGUGAUGAAGAUCAAACCAGAUCAAGCCUCUGCCAGAGUCCACGGUAUCCGAAACAAGCUCCUGAGGUAUAAUUUGUAAACCAUGCCCCACCCGAGAAUAGGAUUGGAAUUAAUUUGUUUCAUUUGUUUCUGUUGACAUGCAU
Molecule: messenger RNA, 948 nt
Organism: Carassius carassius (crucian carp)
Lineage: Eukaryota; Metazoa; Chordata; Actinopteri; Cypriniformes; Cyprinidae
Exons: 5
Coding region: 57-884 (275 amino acids)
Source: RefSeq, a predicted model, not a curated record